Chara braunii is the source of this 4025-nucleotide messenger RNA. Lineage: Eukaryota; Viridiplantae; Streptophyta; Charophyceae; Charales; Characeae. The record is from the annotation of a GenBank genome assembly.
AAACUUCUCGUCAUUGCUGAACAACCGGUAGGGGAUGGAAGGGGCACCCAUUGGCCGAAAAGGAGGUUCGCGAUAAUCUUUCGCACUACAGAGGGACAGCUAUCACGUAGCCAGACGCAGUGUCUCGAUGGAUGGAUAUCGCGCUGCAUGGGAGUAGUGGAUGCGAUUAACGACCUACCGGCGAAAGCUCUUGUCGUUGCUGACCUGUCGGGUGGAAGGUGGGGACACUUAUUUGCCGCCAUAAAGCAGAUCUGGUAAUAGGUCACCGCAUGUCGGAAGAACGGCCUGACCUCCUCAGCGCACCAGCUGUCGGACAUCAUCUCUCUCUCUGUGUCUGUCUUUCUGUCUCUCUGUCUCUCUGUGUGGCGGGGAGGGGGGGGUGGAAGUAGAGCAUGGUUUGAUCGGAUAUUUCUGUGAAUACUCCGGGAUUAAGCAAGAAGUCGGGAGCGGCGAAAUUUAGGUGACCUCCUCUCUCUCUCUCUCUCUCUCUCUCUCUCUCUCUCUCUCUCUGUGUGUGUGCUCCCGCGUAUCUCUUUCUCUCGUUGUGGGGGAGUGGAGCAUAGUGCUAAUUGGGUAUUUGUGGAAAUACCCUGGGGGGGGGGGAGUUAAGCAAGACGUGGGCAGGGACAGGGACGAAAUCUAGGUAAUCAUGCGGGGGUAUUUUCGCUCAGCGCCACGACUGGUCGCCGACGAAUUGUCAACGACCAUCUGGGACCCGUCGAUUGAAGCGGCACCUUUGGACGAGAAGAUCAGGCACCAUGUCGCCCUCAAUCUUCCGAGGUCGUUGAUGGCACCGAGUUUGUCGACGGACGAGAAGACGAAGAUGGGCGAAGCCUAUCUUGAUGGCAAGUUCGGCGCUCCCGAGGACGUCAAGCACGCGAUAUGGUGGUUUACGGCGGCGGCAAAAGAAGGCGACGCCGACGGUCAGUUUCAAUUAGGUCUUCUCUAUGAGCAGGGAGGUCGAUCGGAGUUGGACGACGACGAUUUGGCUUUCGACUGGUUCAUGAAAGCGGCGCAACUGGGUCAUGCGAAAGCCGCUCUCGUGAUUGGCAGAUGGUUUCAGCAAGGCCGGGGUCCAACGCCUGUGGCUAAGGUUGAGAGACUUGGAAGAGCUGCCCCGCGGACGCCCAUCGCGAGGCGAGGGGAGAGGGAGUUGCUGGAGGAAGGAUUACGGUGGUUUAUGCUGGCGGCGCAAAGGCAGCUGCCAGAGGGUCAGUAUGAGGUGGGCAGGUGCUACGAAUCUGGUCAGGGUUGUGCGAAGAAGACACUGGAGGAGGCCGUCGUGUAUUAUAGAAUGGCGUCAAGUCAGGGUUUUCCGCCGGCGCAGUACAGGAUGGGGGUGUGUUAUGAGAGGGGAGAGGGGGUGGGGUCACAAGAUUGGUACCAGGCGGUGAAUCUGUACCGAAGGGCGGCCGAGCAGGGAAAUGCCGAGGCAAGGGUGGCGUUGGGUAAGUGUUUGGAAAGGGGUGUGGGGGGGUUGGAGAGAUCGAUGACGACGGCGGCGGCGAUGUACGGUCUGGCGGCGGCACAGGAGAACGCCGAAGCGCAGUACUUGUACGGAUUGUGUUGUGAGGAAGGGCGUGGAGUGAACCGAGAUGACGAGCUGGCGCUCGCGUGGUACAGAAAGGCGGCCUACCAAGGGUACGAACCGGCUAAGGAGAAGCUUAGGGGUCGCGGUUAGCUCGCGGGAGGCAUUGUGCCCGUUCCCCUCUCCUCCUCUCCGCGUAUGGGAUUCCUGAUACCUCGCGCGUGAUGUGGAGAGGAGGAAGCAGCUACGUUACCGGACUCGGAUAUCAAGCGUCAUAUUCUGUAUCAUCUACGUGUAAGAUCUACGUGUAAGAUCUACGUGUAAGAAAGGACAGAUCUGUGAGUAUGUCUGCAGCCAAUCCCUUGAGCUGGCGAUGAGAAAAAGUCGACAUGCAUGAACCGAAGGCGGACAGGAAGAGGGGGGUAUGCAGGCUGGCGGCCGGCAAGGGGACAUAAAAUCAUGAAUAUGUUCACUCCAUUUUAAUAAGGUUUUUCGGGGUAAGCGAUUGUGUGCUAGUAAGUGUUUUAUAUCAGCGUGCGUCAUUUUGAGUACAAAAUCUUGAAAGAUCUUUUCUGCCCACCGCCGCACGCAAACGAAGCUGAUGAUCGCAGUGCACUAGUGGAAGGUGUUCAGCGGCAAAGGGUUUUCCUUGCUUUCAGUUGUGCCAGCGACCCAUCGUGUGUACAGUGGAGCUACUGAUGUCUGUCGAAACGUUUUUGUUGUUGUGGUUGAUUUAAGCAAACGAGAGAAGAAUAUAGAUUAGUUAAAAAAAAAAGUUAGGUCGUUGAUGAUCUUGAACAGAUCAUCGGAGGAGUGCUGCACUGUAGAAUGCACAGAGGAAUUUUCUGGUUGAAGCAGGUAUGGAUGGAAGUUGCGAUGUCCGUCUUGGCGGACCGGGACAUGGCAAAUGGACAUGGAACGAGAACUGGUUCCCAUCUUGCUGGCGUUGUUCUUCCGAAUGGGAAUCCGUUCAUGUGCUCCGUAUCUGCGUCACAUUGUGAUCUGUAUCUGGCCUUACAGAAUCCUAUAGAUGUAAUGACCCCUUGCUCUCUUUGGGAAACCCCGAAGAAAGGGUCCUUGUGGUCCCAUGUCCCAAGGUGAGGAAGAACGGAAUGCCGCGAUGUGUGUAAAGUACUAAAAAGUGUUUUGUAAUCUAAAAAAAUAGCCAUAGUCGUCAUCGUGCUCUUCUUUUUCUUUGUAUUUGUCGAAUGUUUUCCCCUUUUGUGACAGCCCCAUUUUAAUGAUUGCAAUUGGGAAAGUAGUACUGGCCACUAGUCAUUGUACCCAGACUGGAAGUUGCUCCCGGUACGGCUUUAAUGACCAUGCAUGCAUUCUAUCAGGAGAAGACAGUGGAUGAGGAGAUGGUACGGAAGCUGAUGCCUCCUCCCGAGCACUCUGUAUUAAUCUAUAACAGGGAGUGAAGACAGGGAAAUGCUGCUGCUGCUACUUCUGGUACUGGGUGGAUGUGACAACGCAAUGCAAUCCCUUGAUGCUUCUUGCUGAUGAUCUUGAUUGGGUUUCGUUAAUGGUAUUAGACCGCGCUUACGCCCUCUCUACCUUCCCCCCUCGCCUUCCUUCUCCCCCUACUUCUUCUUCCUCUUCUGCUUGCUUUCUUCUUCUUCUUCUUCUUCUUCUUCUUCUUCUUUCUUCGUCUUCUUGCUUUCUGGUUUUCUUCUGCUUGCUUUCUUCUUCUUCUUCUUCUUCUUCUUCUUCUUCUUCUUCUUCUUCUUCUUCUUCUUCCUUGUCUUCGUCUUCGUCUCAUGAUUUCUUCUUCUUCUUCUUGCUUUCUUGUUUUCUUCUGCUUGCUUGCUUCUUCUUUCUUCUUCUUCUUUCUUCUUCUGGCUUUCUGUGUCUUCUUCUUCUUCUUCCUUGUCUUUGUCUUCAUCUUCGUCGCACGAUUACUGAUCUGGAUGGAUAGCCUAUAUCUGUUGAUGAGUGUCAAUUUGUCAAAGCAAGUGAUUUAGCCAUGGGAGGACCUGAAAUGGGAGUUGGACCUUGAAACAAGGUGGAGCAUGGUUUAGAGAACAAAAAAGGGGGAGACGAACAGCUCCAGGUGACCGCUCGGACUGGUAGCUGUUGCAGUCUGUGAACCGUCUUGUUUAUGGGAAUGCAAGUCUUUUGCAUAGCUCCCUAUUGUACAUAGCUUAGCUAUUGGGGGUAGGGGUAGGGUGUUUGUGGGUGGGUGGGGGAAGGAUGCUUGUGGGCAUCUUCCGGAGAGUGAUGGGGCUAAUGUAUCAAAGGAUGUGGCGAAGAGCUUCCCAAAUCAAUGGUGCCAAUGCGUACAACUUCAAACAGCACAGCUGUUGUAGUAUAAUGCAGCAGUUUUUGUUUUGCUAAGUAUCAGCUCCAGAGAGGGCAGGGACAUGUCCUUGUGCCAAUGUAUGUUAUGAAUCGACAAGACGACUGACAAAUUGACGAUAUACAUGUUAAGUACUACAUAUUAUAGAUUGUUUAUAGGUUUGUGGUGCCCUUUGUAUUGUAUGCUUGCAAUUUUCAU